ACAUCAUAAACAUAUGAUGGAAAACAUCUCAUUUUAGUGUGUUGAAUUAUAGUUAAAUUUAUUUUUCCAAAAUUUUGUCUAAAUUUUUGUUUAUGAAAAUCGAAUAAUGCAAACAUAACUCACACAAGAUACCGUUAGAAAUGUGGCUUCUACUUUUUAUAUUGCUGAGAAUCAGUUCAUCCAUCGCUCAAGAUGAGAAACAGUCUGGAGGAAGAGAUGCAAAAUCGGGAGAAUUUCCUUAUGCACUAAUCAUGGUUGGCAAAAUACAAUGUGGAGGAGUAUUACUAAGUGCUAGUAAAGUAGUCAGUGCUGGACACUGUUUUGAUAAUGGUUUCCAAAAGGACUGGUCCGUUAUCGUUGGUGGCACAUUGAAUUAUAAAGAUGGGGCAGGAAAGCAAGAGAGGAGCAUUGAAUCAUUCCAAAUACAUGAGAAAUACAAAAAAAAAACACAUGUACAGGGAUACUUUAAUGACAUAGCUAUUGUAAAACUGACUAAACCAUUUGAUAUUUCUGAUUCUCUGAAUGUAGCAACAUUACCAGCCACAACAAAAAAAGACUUCUUAACAAUGUGGGGAGCAAUUGUAGCUGGAAAAAAAACCUGCUAUGGAUUAGGAUGGGGGAAAGGCAGUGCUGAUGCAACAAAGUUUGAUCGACUGAAAGUUAUUGAAUUGAAGCCAUGGGUGGAUUCAGAUUGUUCUAUGAUUUUUCCUGAUCCAAACGAUGAUAUGUCUGGCAAAGGGGAAGCCUGUUCCACAUCUCCAACUGAAGAAGACAGUUUUUACCCCUCCGAUUCUGGUAAUGCAUUCAUUUGUGAAGGAAAACUCUAUGGUAUAAUGAUGAAUCAAGAAAAAAAAUUAGGCAAGGUAGCACAGAAAACUGUACUCUUGUUUCCAUAUCUUGAUUUCGUUAAUGAUGCUACAACAUUACAUUUAUCUGCACCCUACAUAAUUUUAUUUUUAAUUAGCAGUCGACUACUUGCUUGCAAACAUAACUCACACAAGAUACCGUUAGAAAUGUGGCUUCUACUAUUUAUCUUGUUGAGAAUCAGUUCAUCCAUCGCUCAAGAUGAGAAACAGGCUGGAGGAAGAGAUGCAAAAUCAGGAGAAUUUCCUUAUGCACUAAUCAUGGUUGGCAGAAUACAAUGUGGAGGUGUAUUAAUAAGUGCUAGUAAAGUAAUCAGUGCUGCACACUGUUUUGAUAAUGGCUUCCAAAAGGACUGGUCCGUUUUCAUUGGUGGCACAUUGAAUUUUAUAAAAGGAACAGGAAAGCAAGAGAGGAGCAUUGAAUCAUUCAAAUUACAUGAGAACUACAAAAAAAAACGUAUAGAAGGAUACUUUAAUGAUAUAGCUGUUAUAAAACUGACUAAACCAUUUGAUAUUUCUGAUUCACUGAAUAUAGCAACAUUACCAGCCAAAACAAAAAAAGACUUCUUAACAAUGUGGGGAGCAAUUGUAGCUGGAAAAAAAACCUGUAUUGGAAUAGGAUGGGGGAAAAGCAGUGCUGAUGUAUCAAAGCUCGAUCAACUGAAAGUUAUUGAAUUGAAGCCAUGGGUGGAUUCAGAUUGUUCUAUGAUUUUUCCUGGUCCAAACGAUGAUAUGUCUUCCAAAGGGGAAGUCUGUUCCUCAUCUCCAGCUGAAACAGACAGAUUUUACCCCACUGAUUCUGGUAAUGCAUUCAUUUGUGAUGGAAAAGUCUAUGGUAUAAUGAUGACUCAAGAACACGGAUUAGAUAAGAUAGCACAGAAAUCUCUACUCUUUUUUCCAUAUCUUGAUUUCAUUAAUGAUGCUACAACAUUACAUUUAUCUGCACCCUACAUAAUUUUAUUUUUAAUUAGCAGUCGACUACUUGCUUGAAGACAUCAUCAAAUAACCAUCCAAACUCANAUA
Messenger RNA from Cimex lectularius (bed bug), 1886 nucleotides. RefSeq lists its product as uncharacterized. Lineage: Eukaryota; Metazoa; Arthropoda; Insecta; Hemiptera; Cimicidae. The coding region runs from base 141 to 1853 and encodes 570 amino acids. Gene Ontology annotation, molecular function: serine-type endopeptidase activity. The record is from RefSeq and is a predicted model, not a curated record. The transcript has 2 exons. Gene Ontology annotation, biological process: proteolysis.